Messenger RNA from Tremella mesenterica DSM 1558, 1356 nucleotides. RefSeq lists its product as uncharacterized. The coding region runs from base 1 to 1356 and encodes 451 amino acids. NCBI's taxonomy places the organism in Eukaryota, Fungi, Basidiomycota, Tremellomycetes, Tremellales, Tremellaceae. Gene Ontology annotation, cellular component: cytoplasm. The transcript is spliced from 6 exons. The record is from RefSeq and is a predicted model, not a curated record. Gene Ontology annotation, molecular function: guanyl-nucleotide exchange factor activity.
AUGGAUAUAUCUUCAAGUUCAAGUUAUACUUUACUCUUAGCCCGAUUAACUAUCUCAUCCUACUCUGCUUCCACUCACUCUGAUCGUUCCAAAUCACAUGAACCUUCAAAUCCUCAAUCGCACCACACCUUGAACCAACCUUUUUCUUCGAAUGGGAUUAAAGAACCUUUAGAUGAAUAUCGUAAUAUACUCUUAGGAGCAGGAACCAACACACUUGGUCAACUUGGUCCUCUUUGUCUUUUAUCUUCUAAACCCCAAACAUAUACUAGAUUCAAACCUGUAGACUUGUUAACUCCUUUAGGUUUGAAAACGGAAGAAUGGGAACCUGUUAAGAUUGCUGUUACUUGGUCUAGUUCUUUUGUGGUUUAUCGUCGAAUCUUAACUUCCUCUUCUACUUCACAACUUCACUCUCAACCUAUAUCCACUUCACACUUUCAAAAAAUAAAUAAUUCCUCGGAAAUCCUUAUAGCUUGCGGUUCAAACGAUUUUGGUGAAUUAGGUUAUUUACCUAAAUCCCAACCUGACAAAAUAUCCAUAACGUUACCUAAUACAACACCGAACAUCGUGGAUCUUGGUUUAGGUGAGGAAGAAAGGAUCAAAUUUAUAAAAGGUGGACAAAGACAUGUUAUUUGUGUGAUUGAAAGUUUUGGAAAGAAAGAUAGGGUGAUAGGUUGGGGUGCAUCUAGAAAAGGGGAAUUAGAUGGGAGUAUCUGUUUCGUUCCUUGGAAUAAAGGAAUCGACGAGGGAAAAGGAAAAGGAAAACAAAUGCUCAAAUCACCUUGUUCACAACCUACAGAAAUACAUCUACCAAUACCCUCCAACGUCAAAAUAGUGGAUAUCUCCCUGGGGGCAUCACAUACUUUAGUUUUGUUGUCAAAUGGGAAUGUGCUAGCUUGGGGGAACGAUACGAAAUCUCAAAUCACUGGUCUCAACCCAGUGUCAAACAUCAAUGAUUCUAAGAUAAUCGGGAUAGCAGCGAGAUGGACAGGUAGUUAUAUCUUAGAUUCUGAAAGAAAGAUAUGGAGUCAAGGUUCUGAUACGCAUUCUCAACUUUUACGUUCUGAUCAUUCUUCUUCAUCUUAUCUUCAAUCACCCGACGAAACAAGGACGCAAGUUUCAUUACCCCCAGGUCGAGUGGAACGGAUAGUAGCGGGAUCGGAACAUCUUUUAAUGGAUAUACAAAGAGAAUCGCAACUAGAACUCUGGACAGGAGGUUGGAACGAGCAUGGUAAUCUCGGUUUGGGACAUUUACAAGAUCGAGAUUGUCUCACCAAAGUAUCUCUCCCAGGAAAAGUUUUGAACAUGUGGGCAGGGUGUGCUAAUAGUUGGAUAUUGGUUGAUGGUUGGGAUUUAUAA